Molecule: messenger RNA, 2154 nt
Organism: Bactrocera dorsalis (oriental fruit fly)
Lineage: Eukaryota; Metazoa; Arthropoda; Insecta; Diptera; Tephritidae
Exons: 5
Coding region: 1243-2070 (275 amino acids)
Source: RefSeq, a predicted model, not a curated record
AUUUUAAAUUAAAACACCCAACAUUUGGUACGAAUAAAAAUUACUAUGUAGUGGUUAUUUAUUAUAUGGAGAAACUAUUUAAAUCUUUUUAAUGUAUAUUACAAGUACUGAAUUUUGACCUUUCAAUACCCAAUAAAAGAAUUUAAUCCUGUUAGCUCUCAAUCAUUAAAUGUUUUUAAUCAUUGUCCAUUGAAAACAAUACUAUGAUGCCUCAAAUUACAAAACCUUUCAUCAAAUACCUUUAAAUUUCACAAAUUUAUUUAAUUUUCAUUGUUUUUCAUUUUUAUAAGUGGUUGCAUCGUUUAACAACAAAUCCCUCCGUUUACAUAUAUUUUUGGUAAGAUUUCAAUCUGGCCAUCGCUCGUUUCCAAUUGAUAAACGUCAAAACCUACUGAACUCGAUUAGCUGUCAAAGUUCAGUAGGUUUUGACGUUUAGCAAUUGUUCUCUCACUUCCAGUGAGAGAGGAGUUAAACAUCUCUUUAUCUCUGCACUCUGCGAUGAACAUUAAGUUACGGAGGAAUGUAAUUGAUUUUUUUCGCAACUUUUCGCAAUUUGAUAUGCCCUUCUCUCCGUAAACUGAUAUUCCCCUCAUCUAGCCCCCGUGCGCACUUUGCUAACUUUGCGGGCUAAAAAUGUGCCCAUCCCUGUACUAAGCUAUAUGGGCCUCUAGAUAACUUUUCCGCUUAUAAGUUUGAAAAUCACAUGCAAGUUUUAAAAAAACUUAUAAAUAAGCCCAAUAAAAUCCUGCAGCAAUUACAUUUAAGGCUUGAAGAAAGAAAUAGUGCAGAUUUAGUUGCAAUAAAAUUUCUAAAAUUAAUUCAUUUAAUAUAGAUUAUAAAAAAGAAAAAGACUCUUAUUGUUUUAUUAAAAAAUUAGGCCCCAUAAAAGUAAUAGGCAUGACAGGCGAGUCUGGUAGUGCUAUAGUAUCGGCGCAUUGUUUCUUGGGUGUUGAAAGCUACUUUCAAAAAAAAUUGGAAUCGUUAACUGGUUUAGGUAUUUUGUUGGCAAAUAAAUUAGAUCAACAAUUGUUUAAAAUCGAAAAAGAUGAUAUAGUUUAUAAAUAUUUUUCUAUUCCACAUGAGAGAAAGUUUCUUCUUAUACCAAUUUUACAUCAUCUAUUCCAUGAAUUUUCAAAUUAGUACUAUUUAAAGUAAUUGUGGUAUUUUCCGAAUGUAUUUUAUUUCAUGAUAUGAAUUAUUUAAAAGAAUUUUGAUACUGCCAAUUUUUUAUUUUACGAACCGAUGGAUUCACCAGCGCUGUUUGAUGCAAUUGAUUUUGAAGAAUUCCCAACAACGUCUUCGACUCCUGUAAAAGAACAACUGACAUUGAAGCGCAAAAAAUUUGAUAUUUCUGGUUGCUACAACUCGGAGGCAAAACGAAAUGAAAACAAUUUGGCUGUGGAUGGAAAUGAAGUUUUUAAUAUGUUAAAAACUAUUUCUGCACAAUUAGAAGUAUUGACGACAAGAGUAUCCAAUAUGGAGAAAAAGAUGGACAGCUAUAUGAAAGAAAAUGUAAGUUUAUAUUGUUCUAUAAGUAUUCAUCAAUAUAGAGAACGUAUUGUUUUGUUAUUGUAUCUUCUAACUGCAUACAUACAUAUCUCUUUUCAGAUAAUUCAUAAAAGCGAAGAAAUGGCCCAACAAAAAACUGUGCGCGAAUGUAAGGUUUUAAUUAGAAAAAUUCACCAUUCAGUAUGCCGACUGACUGGUGAAGAAAUAGAUAGUAUGCAAACCGAAGUUGCCUCCACGCUACCAAUAACAACGAUAGCUGCAGCAUUGGAAAUGGACGAGAAACUGAAAUGCGAGGAAUUUGCUACUGCAACGAGACAUAUAUACAUUGACGAAUUUUUGUUUUUGUGUAACUGGGACGGUAGAGGAGGGAAACAACCCCUAUCGAAAUUUCUACUGGCAUCUAACAUAUUAUAUGAUUCUUUCGUUACUUGUGGACUGGCGAAUUUCGAAAAACAAAUUCGGAAGUCCAUCGAGAUGAGCCACCAUAGGUACAAACAAAAGAAAUACAGGAAGCGAAAAGCUGUGGAGGAAUCGAACGAAUCCAAAAAGAUAAUAAUUUAAAAAAAAUGUAGUAGGAUUUAAGAAUGUAUAAACAAAAAUGAAUUUUAAUAGUGUAACUAUAAUAGCCUUAAUAUGAAUGUUUAU